GCCCGCGCGCCACACCCCGGACCUGAUCGGACCGCCGCGCCCGAACCCCGAGCCGCUGCCACGCAAGAUGGCCCGAGGCAGCGCCCUCCUGCUCGCCUGGCUCCUGCUGGCAGCCGCCCUGUCUGACUCCUCGGGGCUCCCACCGCUGGCAAAGGAGAAGAGAGGCUGGACUCUGAACAGCGCUGGCUAUCUUCUGGGCCCACAUGCCAUCGACAACCACAGAUCGUUUCAUGAGAAGCAUGGCCUCGCGGGCAAGAGGGAGCUGCCCCUGGACACGGAGGACAACAAGCCAGGAAGCUUUGACCAGUCAGUACCAGACAACAGUAUCAUGCGCACCUUAACCGACUUCCUGACUUUCUUGCAUCUCAAAGAGACUGGGGCUCUCGACAGCCUGGCCAGCCUCCCCUCGGCCACAUCCUCAGAAGACCCAGAGCAACCCUGAGACCACGCUCACCCAGGCACCUCUGUCUGUGCACUGGGAUUUAGUCCCCCUGGGAUGAGGAGAAUCUCAUGCCUACUUCCACAAGCAAACCCUUUCUGUGCUCUGCUCUGAUGCUGUGUUGUGACCAUUUAAGAUGUUUUGAUUGAAGUAAUUAUGUUGACAAAAUAAAAAAUGUAGUAGCUA
Jaculus jaculus (lesser Egyptian jerboa) is the source of this 625-nucleotide messenger RNA. RefSeq names its product galanin and GMAP prepropeptide (gene Gal). Gene Ontology annotation, molecular function: hormone activity. The transcript is spliced from 6 exons. The record is from RefSeq and is a predicted model, not a curated record. NCBI's taxonomy places the organism in Eukaryota, Metazoa, Chordata, Mammalia, Rodentia, Dipodidae. Gene Ontology annotation, cellular component: extracellular region. The coding region runs from base 68 to 442 and encodes 124 amino acids.